UUAAUUUAAUUUAGAGAAAUAAAUAAAGAAUUCAGCACAAAAAAAACAAACACGUGUUGCGUAGUUACUGGACCUAGCCAGGAGACGAAGAUGUUUGCAGGUUGAGUUGUGAGUUACUCUACCAACACUUGAAUCGGAAGGGACUCAACACAGACGCAACUACCACAACACAACACAAUCAUGGCGUCCUCUGAUCCCAACAAAUUGUUAACCAAAGCUGAUAAACUAACAAGACUUAGUCUCACCAGAUGGAGUGCUGAUUGGAAGAGUGCUACUGUUCUAUAUGAACAGGCUGCUAAUGGGUUUAGAGUUGCCAAGAACACUGAGAAAGCCAAAACAGCAUUUGAGAAAGCUUCGAAAGGACAAGAGAUGCUUUCUUCACCUUGGGAUGCAGCUAAGCACAUGGAAUCUGCUGCUGCUCUGGCCAAGGAACUGAGUAACUGGAAAGAAGUAGCAGACUUCUAUCAAAAGGCAUCUGAACUCUACUUGGAGUGUGGGAGACCACAACCUGCAUCGGAUGCUCUUGCAAAGGGAGCCCGUUCUCUGGAAGAUACCAUGCCUGAGGAAGCUAUUCAGCUAUAUACAGAUGCUUGUACAGUUCUUGAAGACGAUGGAAAGGAACAGAUGGCCUUUGAUCUAUAUCGUGCUGUAACUAGUGUUUAUAUAAAACUUGAGAAAUAUACAGAUGCUGCAUCUUCCCUGUUGAGAUUGGGCUUGGCAGCUGACAAGUGUAAUGCUACCAAUAGUCAGAGCAAGGCUUAUCUUAGUGCAAUUAUUGUCUACCUUUAUGCUCACGACUUUAAGCAAGCAGAGAAGUGCUAUAAUGACUGCUCUCAGAUUGAUGCUUUUCUCAAAAGUGACCAUAAUCGUUGCGCUAGCAAGUUACUUGCUGCUUACACAGAUGGAGAUGUUGACGAAAUCAAAAAAGUUGCUCAGUCAAGCACCGUUUCCCAUCUUGACCAUGCAAUCAUUAGGCUUGCGAGGAAACUUCCGACAGGGGAUGUGAGUGCAUUAAAGGUUGUCACUCGUGAAGACGACGAGGACUCACUGGACGAAAAUGACCUGACUUAACUUCUAAUAGUGUUCUAUUUUUCUAUUUAUAGCAGUGGUGCAGAACCUAUUUAGAUUGAUGAGUGAAUUGAAUUGUUCAGUAUAUAUUGGUUUUUGUAUAGAAAUAUAAUGUUCUUUUAGCUGGGUAUAUAUACAUGUGGAAUUUGAAAUGCCGGUCACUAGAGGAAAGCUAUAUUAUCCAAAUGAGAUAUCACUUAGCUGUUAAUGUUAUGUCUGAUAAUCAGUUCUUAAUAAGCCCAUUUCUUAUGAGACUAUAUUUGGCUAAA
Molecule: messenger RNA, 1337 nt
Organism: Cicer arietinum (chickpea)
Lineage: Eukaryota; Viridiplantae; Streptophyta; Magnoliopsida; Fabales; Fabaceae
Product: gamma-soluble NSF attachment protein
Biological process (GO): intracellular protein transport
Cellular component (GO): vacuolar membrane; SNARE complex
Molecular function (GO): soluble NSF attachment protein activity; syntaxin binding
Source: RefSeq, a predicted model, not a curated record